Messenger RNA from Zophobas morio, 813 nucleotides. RefSeq names its product succinate dehydrogenase [ubiquinone] cytochrome b small subunit, mitochondrial (gene SdhD). Gene Ontology annotation, biological process: mitochondrial electron transport, succinate to ubiquinone; tricarboxylic acid cycle. The transcript has 3 exons. The record is from RefSeq and is a predicted model, not a curated record. Gene Ontology annotation, cellular component: mitochondrial envelope; membrane. Bases 105 to 686 code for a protein of 193 amino acids. NCBI's taxonomy places the organism in Eukaryota, Metazoa, Arthropoda, Insecta, Coleoptera, Tenebrionidae. Gene Ontology annotation, molecular function: heme binding; succinate dehydrogenase (quinone) activity; ubiquinone binding.
ACUUCACAGAACUUAAAUUUGACGUUCUAGAAUUUUGACAAACGAAGAAAAUUUUUGGAAAAUUGUGGCAUUUGGAAAAUAAAGGAGUUGGUAGUUCUUCGGAGAUGGCCUUAGCUUCAAUUUUACGCAACGCUUCGAGAGUGCAAGCCGGAGCCCUACCACGAUUUUUUUUUAAACCUGCGUCAGUAGCAGUCAACAGAAAUUUCUCAUCAUCUUUAUGCCCUAACUAUGCAACAUUUAAUAAGAAUAGCAAUUUGAAUCUCGGUUUAUUUGUACCACAUGGCAAAAUUUUAAUCGCUCCUCAGGCAAGGAUGAUGUCUGGAGACCACAGCAGAUUAUGGCCAAUAGAAAAAGCCCUUUCUGUGAGUUUGUUAGUCCUAGUACCUGCAGCAAUCGCAAGCCCUCAUUUUAUUUUGGAUAAUUUACUCGCAGUUGCAGCAGUGGCACACUUUCACUGGGGACUGGAAGCAGUGGUUAUUGAUUAUGCACGUCCUAUUGUUGUUGGUAAUGUUUUAGCAAAACUAGCACUUUUUUUGCUGUACAUCAUUUCUGCAACAACUUUGGGUGGUCUUAUUUAUUACAACGUUAAUGAAGAUGGUAUUGGUCAAACGAUUAGGCAGUUUUGGGCCAUUAAAGGUUCUGGAAAGGAAAAGACGGCUGAUUCCUCAGGAAGUGAAAAGAAAUAAACAACACUUUACUUCUCUAUUUCAUGAAAUUUUCAUAAACCAUGUUACAAUAAAUUUAAAAAUUAUUUAUGAAAACACUUUGACAUAACAGUAUUGUCAAUAAAUUAACUAUAAUUAUUGUCUUAAA